UGAGCAGAAUCACGGAUGAUAACUGUGUUUCUCUCCCUCAUUUUUUCAGGAUUCAGGAUGAACGCCUCGUCGUGGCCCAUGUUUCUCCUGAGGACCCUUAAUGGAGCUGAAAUAGCACCUGCCACGGCGUUUAAAAAGGAGCCGCUGCGGCCGCCUCAGAACGACUUCAAGCCCGGCCUGAAGCUGGAGGCCGUGGACAAGAAGAACCCGUACCUGAUCUGUCCGGCCACCAUCGGCGAGGUGAAGGGGGAGGAGGUGUUCGUGAUGUUUGACGGCUGGAGGGGGGCGUUCGAUUACUGGUGCCGCUAUGACUCCAGGGACAUCUUCCCCGUGGGCUGGUGCUCCGUCACCAAACACAGCCUGCAGCCGCCCGGAAACAGCAUCUCCGUUCCAAAACCGGGUUCUACACCUUCCUCCUCCUCUUCCUCUAACCCUAAACCGCCCCGGCGCUCCAUGCCGAUUCCUUACCGCCUGCCGACUCCUCUUCCUCAACUCCCCGUGCGGAAGGGCAUCAGGGGACGACGGCCAAAAAGCGAGACCAUCGCGCUGCUGAAAGCCCUGGCCGUUUCCACCACGGCCCAAGACACAGAAGAUCAAGGAGAGGCCGCACCCCAAACCACGCCCAUUUCCCAGCAUCCCCUGCGUCUGUACAAGAAGAGGGGCCCUAAACCAGGCAGCAAGAGGAAGCCCAGACUCCUCCAGAGUCCCAUGUCUAUAGCAGCCAGCUCAGACUCCAGGGUGCCCAUGACUCAGAUGCCCAGCGACGGACUCCCUCCUCUGGGAUCCCCCUCAUCUGUGGUGUCUACUGUGUGCGUAUACGUGAACAAACACGGGAACUGCGGCCCACAUCUGGACCGUAAGCAGGUUCAGAGACUGCCGGAUCACUUUGGGCCGGAGGCGGUGAAUCUGGUUCUGCAGCAGACGGUUCAGGCCUGCCUGGACUGCGCGUACCAGCCCAAAGUGCUUCUGGGAUGCCUGCAGAGCAAAGGCGGCGGAGGAGAGGUGGUCAGAGUCCGAACAGAUGGUGGGAAGCGGUUGGUGAAGCUGCCGUCAGCGUCGAGCGCCGGGUUUGUGUUGCGCUUCCUGGAGCGAGUGUGUCGACACCUGCAGUGUGAUAAUCUGUUCAGCAGUCAACCGUUCAGUCCACACAACACUUACGACCGCACUAAAUCAGUUAAAGAGGAGAUGUUGUCAGACGGUCCGUCUCUGAACAGAGGCGUGAAGCGGAUCUCCAGAGACUCUCCGCCGCCGUACUGCGCUCCUCUCUCCCCGAAGCUCCUGCACACAGACACACACCCGUCAGAAGCGGAGACUCUUCCUCCAGAGGAGAACGGAUUACUGAAAGAGCAGCGCUUCAUGGACUCCGCCUCCAAUUCCAUGACGCCCCGCCCACAGACCUUGAGAAGCACCUCAGAGUACCAAUCACCGCCCAGUAACCCGUAUUACCAUGGCAACGGGCCGCCUCUACGGCGCCGGGCCUCAAACCCCCCCACACAGACACACAGACGAGUGGAGGCCGCCAGCUCUACCACGGGCCCCGAGACGGCGACGGCGGCGGACCGCGAGCGUCCCAGAACCCCCGGCAGGAGUCCGUCUUCCUGGUCCAUAGAGGAAGUGAUGCGGUUUGUGCGGGACGCGGACCCGACAGCACUGGCUCCGCACGCAGAGCUCUUCAGAAAACACGAGAUCGACGGUAAAGCUCUGAUGUUACUGAGGAGCGACAUGGUGAUGAAGUACAUGGGGCUGAAACUCGGACCGGCGCUCAAACUCUGCCACCACAUCGAGAGACUCAAGCAGGGCAAGCAGUGAAGCACACGGAUGCACCGGACGGGACCUCACCUCCACACCGACACGCUGCUACAGAGGGGGACGGGCUCAGAACACACACACACACACACACACACACACACACACACACACACACACACACACACACACACACACACACACGCCGUCUCUCCUGGACGCUCAUCUGCAGCCAGAGCGCACUUUGAUGAACAUUAGUGCUGUCUCUGGGAACGACCGCUGAACGAGAUCGACAGGCGAACAGCAGCGUCCGGUCGGUUCUUACCUCCUGCGAUCGCUCGGCUUUACGGGACGAUUAUCUCACGCAUGGUGAUCGUUUUUGAGUCUGAGGUCGGUUAUGUAUCGCUCUACCUCCCUGUGACGUCAUACUACUCCACGGAUGUUUCUGUUCCACUGAAAAUCUGCUUUCUAGUUGCGUUUCGUUUGGCGUCAAACUAAAUACGUGCUUCACAAUCUUAAGGGAAAGGUUCGGCCAAUCAUCAUUCACAGUCCGAAGCCGUACGACUUUGUUUCUUCCGUCGAACACAAAAAGAGACGUUUUGAAGAAUGUUCAUGCUGCUCGUUUUCAUGCCAUUCUGCUGCAUUGGCGAAAUUAUUUUUGAACCCUUUAAACUGCUUGUUUUUGUAUGGUUGGAGAUUCAAUUUAAAGUCAAUCUUCAACAAACUAAACUU
Cyprinus carpio (common carp) is the source of this 2478-nucleotide messenger RNA. RefSeq names its product sex comb on midleg-like protein 2. Gene Ontology annotation, molecular function: protein binding. Lineage: Eukaryota; Metazoa; Chordata; Actinopteri; Cypriniformes; Cyprinidae. Bases 16 to 1809 code for a protein of 597 amino acids. The transcript is spliced from 10 exons. The record is from RefSeq and is a predicted model, not a curated record. Gene Ontology annotation, biological process: regulation of DNA-templated transcription. Gene Ontology annotation, cellular component: nucleus.